This is a messenger RNA of Callorhinchus milii (elephant shark), 3263 nucleotides long. Its product is annotated as protocadherin-10. The record is from RefSeq and is a predicted model, not a curated record. Bases 76 to 2979 code for a protein of 967 amino acids. The transcript is spliced from 4 exons. NCBI's taxonomy places the organism in Eukaryota, Metazoa, Chordata, Chondrichthyes, Chimaeriformes, Callorhinchidae. Gene Ontology annotation, biological process: homophilic cell-cell adhesion. Gene Ontology annotation, molecular function: calcium ion binding. Gene Ontology annotation, cellular component: plasma membrane.
CGUGAUAAGGCGCUCUAUCGGAUGCUAUAGGAUUAUUAUUCUCAGUAGUGGUGUUAUAAUAACUUGUGUAGUGUUAUGGCUAAUUCGAAUCCAAGCCGGAUUUUGGACUGUUGUCUGGCGUUUUUGUUCUUGAGUUCUUCCGGGCUUUGGGGUUCGGCGUUUGGGCAGAUUCGCUACUCGAUUCGCGAGGAAUUGGAACACGGCGCAUUUGUGGGCAAUAUCGCCGACGAUCUCGGCUUGAACGUAGCGGAACUGUCCGCCCGCAGGUUCCGCAUUGUGUCCGGCGCUCGUCAACACUACUUGGAUGUCAACUUGGAAAAUGGAAUAUUGUUUGUCAAUGAGAAGAUAGACAGAGAGCAACUCUGCGGACUGAAUCCCACCUGUUUCUUCAACCUGGAAGUGGUGAUAGAGAACCCAUUGGAGCUGUAUCAGGCUGAGAUAGAGAUUCUGGAUGUCAAUGACAAUUAUCCCAGUUUCCCCCAAAGCCAAGUGCGGCUGGACAUCACCGAAUCGGCGACUCCGGGAGCCAGAUUCCCCCUGGAAAGCGCCCACGAUCCGGAUGUUGGCCCCAACUCGCUGCGGACCUACCGGCUGACUCCCAACGAACACUUCAUCUUGGAUGUGCAUGCUCGCAGCGAACGGAGCAUGUUGGCGGAGCUGAUUCUGGAGAAGGCGCUGGAUCGGGAGCAGAAAGCGACCCAUCACUUAGUGUUGACAGCGAUAGAUGGGGGCAUCCCGGAGAAAUCGGGCACCGCGCAGAUCACCAUCAGUGUUCUGGAUGCCAACGACAACACCCCAGUCUUUGACCAAACGGUCUACUCUGUGAGGCUGGUGGAAAAUGCACCCAAGGGAACUUUGGUUCUCAAACUGGAAGCCACCGAUUUGGACCAAGGUACGAACGGGGAGAUAGUUUAUGCCUUCAGUAACCACGCUCAUCAGCGGGUGCGGGAACUGUUCAGCGUGAACCCCAGAACCGGGGAGAUCAGGGUGAGGGGGUUGGUGGAUUACGAAGAAGCCGCGUUAUAUGAGAUCUUUGUACAAGCCAAGGACAAGGGACAGAACGCGGUGGCGGCGCAUUGCAAUGUGAUGGUGGAGAUCAUUGACUUGAAUGACAACCCGCCAGAGGUCAUCUUGACUUCCUUGUCCACCCCCGUCCCAGAGGACUCACUUCCGGGUACCGUGAUCGCUCUGAUCAACGUGAUGGACCGCGAUUCCGGGGCCAACGGGAGGGUGAGUUGCAAAGUCGCCAAGAACAUCCCGUUCAAACUCUUGCCCUCCUUCAAGAAGUAUUACACGUUGGUCACUGAUGACCUGCUGGACAGGGAGAGUGUGGCUGAGUACAACAUCACCAUCACCGCCGGAGACAUGGGGACCCCUUCUCUCUCCAGCAACAAGACCAUUGUGGUACAGGUGUCGGAUGUGAACGAUAACACCCCGCGCUUUACGCAGCUCACCUUCACUGUGUAUGUGACUGAGAACAACGCACCGGGCGCUUCCAUCUGCUCUGUGAGCGCAGUGGACCCAGACUUGAACCAGAACUCCUACCUGUUUUACUCUAUCCUGAGCAGUCAGAUACAGGGCAUGUCUGUGUCCACUUAUGUCUCCAUCAACUCGGACACCGGGAACAUCUACGCCCUACGUUCCUUUGACUACGAGCAACUUAAGAGCUUCCAAAUCCAAGUGCAAGCGCAGGAUGCCGGCUUCCCUUCGUUGAGCAGCAACGUGACCGUCAACGUCUUCGUUCUGGAUCAGAACGAUAACGGGCCGGUUAUCGUGUCUCCCUUACCGCCCAACGGCUCGGUGGCGGUGGAGAGGGUGCCUCGAUCCGCCGAUACCGGUUACCUGGUGGUGAAGGUGACGGCGGUGGACGCGGAUGCGGGACAGAACGCUCGCCUCUCCUACCGGUUGCUCCAAGCCACCGACUCGGGCUUGUUCAGCGUGGCGCUCUACACGGGAGAGAUCAGGACAGUCAGGCGCUUUGGUGACCAAGACUCUGUCAACCAAAGACUAGUGAUCCAAGCCAAGGACAAUGGGCAACCACCACUGUCAUCCACCAUGACCAUAGCCCUGUCUAUCGUGGACAUUGUGCCUGAGAUCCAAUCUGACGUGACCAGAGAUCAGGAGCCACACACUGACCUCACUCUCUAUCUGAUCAUCUCUCUCGGCUCCAUUUCCUUCUUGUUUCUCGUGGCUAUCGUUAUCCUCGCCGCCAUCCGCUGCCACAGGGACAGAAACAACCUCCGCGAAGCCUACACCUGCUCCCCAGUACCUUGCUGUAGGAGUGUCUGUUUCUGGAGAAGGAAGAGUCCGAGGGAGAUCUACCAAAAAAAGGCCAACAACAACCUGCAGAUCGCCUCGGGGACCAAGGCGGCGCCCAACUGCGCCGAGGUGGGAGGCAGCGGGUCCCAGGCUUACUGUUACAGGGUGUGUCUGACCCCUGAGUCGGCCAAAAGUGACUUCAUGUUUCUCAAACCCUACGCGCCAGCCACCGCCCCCCCGCCCAAUAACACCCAGCCCUCUGUGACUGGACGGAGUGGGCAGACCCCAAACCCUGCCAAACCCAGGACCAACCCAACAAGCCAGAUGAAGCCACAAAACACUGACUGUCGAUUCUCACCCCUUCAAAACAAUCUUCCUAUCAGUUCUCUGGAUCAGGACGUGUUGGUUUCCCGGCGUCCGGCACAGAUAGAGCCGGUCAAAGUGCGUUCGGUGGUCUCUACACCAACCGAAAAUUAUCGUGGAACUCCUUUAUUAGUUGACAAACAUGGCUGGACACCUCGAUAUGGACCGCAAUACCCUUAUAUUGACCAACCUACCGGGUACAAGCACAAUGUAUACAUCCCCGGCACUGCCACCCUGAAAUCUUGCAAGAUGGACCCAGUGACUGAAAUGGACCAAAGCAACACUUUUUCUACCUUUGGGAAAAAAAGGAAACACAAUGCAGUUCCAGACAUGCAAGUUGAUAGAACUUUGAAUUAAGGUCUCCGAGUCACAGAACUUCGAAAUAUCUUAAAGUGUAAAGGACUAUCAUAUUCGAACGGUUUUACUUCUGUGUUAAACAACGUUGCGAUUUUUUAGUGAAUGAUAAAUAUGUUUGAAGCAUGUUUCAGCAAAGUAAGACCGUGGUGAUUUACCUUCUACUGUAUCUUGAUUUGCUCCUUAUGAAUGUGCAAUAGACAUUGAACAGCAGUUGAAAUUGUUAAAGGUUUGGCCCAGGGCUGAACAUUGGGUGCAGCAAAGCCAGUUGCACAAAUGUUUCUGAA